AUGAAAUCAAGUGCGAAGAAUAAGAUUUUUCUUGUGACAAUUUUCAUUUUAAUAUCAUUUGUAAAACAUACUUAUUGUGCAAUAUCACAAUAUAAAUGGAUGUACUUUAUGCCAUAUGGAAAUACUGUACAUCUUGAACCACUUUUUAAUGAUACAGAAUGUAUUGGUCCAUCAUCAUGUUAUUGGCUUUUACCAGAUAAAAUUGAACGUUUAUAUUAUCCAUUGACUGAAACCAAACCAUUGAAAUAUUCCAUGUCAUCUAAUGGAACAUUAACUAUAGUUAAUAUUCAACCGAGUGAUAAUGGAAUUUAUCAUUUUUUUACAAUGAAUAAUAGUGAUUGGAUUGUAUCAAAAGCUUUAUUAAAUUUACAUGGAGCACCAUUUGAUUCGCUUUGGUCAGAAUAUUGGCCUAAUGUUGUUGGUGGUCUAGUUGCAAUGGCAGCUGUUUUCAUAACCUUCGGGCUAAUUAUGUUAGCUGAUAAAUAUCGAUAUCGUCCAUCUUCAAUCUUAUCAACACAUCAUAUAUCUAAACGACCAGGAACUGUUCAACCUCUUCAUGAAUCUGGUGUCUUUGAACGAACAAAUCCAGUAUUUAUUAAUGAUGAUAAUGAUGAAAGUACAAUGCAAAAACAUGCGCAUAGUCGACGUUCAUCAACUAAUAGUAACGUGGCUAAUCUACGUGUUGAACAAUUUUAA
This is a messenger RNA of Rotaria sordida, 696 nucleotides long. The record is from the annotation of a GenBank genome assembly. Lineage: Eukaryota; Metazoa; Rotifera; Eurotatoria; Philodinida; Philodinidae.